AUGUUCUCCAGAUUUUUGAAAUUAAGGGAACCUUUAAUAUCAACCCCUGCUAUUUUAAAUGUUCAACAUAGGAAGCCAAACCAAAACGACUGGAAUAUAAUACAAUAUUGUUGUGAUGCAUUAAAAUAUUUUGAUGAAAUAACAGUUCAUAUUAGUUCCGAAAAGAACGUUACUAUCUCUAAAAUAAUUGUUUAUAUUGCUAGACGUUUUACCAAUAAAAAUAUUGAGAACAUACCAGUAGAAUGCCAGAACAUGAGUGAAGGGUGUUAUGAAAGAGACAAAGUAUCUAUAACAGAAUUAUGCUCUAAGGCAGCUAAGGUCCCACUUUGCGAAAUUGAGAUCAAUAUAGAGGCACAACCAGCUGAAAAAAUGCAACCUGAAAAAAAGUCAAUAUGGGACGAAUAUGACCAACAAACUUCCCACCUCACUAGAACACAGAAUGCCACAGCAGCUAGCGUAGUUGAAGUUAACAGAUAUAUUCAGGAACCUCUGUUAAAACGCUCUGAAGAUCCAUUACAAUGGUGGUAUAAACCGAAGGAAAUUUAUCCAAGACUGAAAUUAUGA
Messenger RNA from Psylliodes chrysocephalus, 564 nucleotides. Lineage: Eukaryota; Metazoa; Arthropoda; Insecta; Coleoptera; Chrysomelidae. The record is from the annotation of a GenBank genome assembly.